UCAGACAGUGCUACCUCAAUUUAAAGCACUUAAAAGACCCUGACCAUCCAAUACUCUAGGCCUAGAGAUGCGGGUGCAGUUUUUCGUAAGGAACAGAAGAAAUAUUCUUUACACAGUUCUUAACUGACAUAAAAUCGCAAGUUAUACAAUUCGCGCAAGAACAUAUUUCUUGUGCGCGUAUAUUUAGUUUACGAAAAAGAACCGGAAAAAGUAACCUGAAUAAUUCGUUCGUGUUAGGCUAAAGAGUCAAAAGUGUGGCACUGUUGAUGUUCCAUACUUAGUUUUAGAUAUUUAGUCCGAUGUCUAAAUCCUGAAAACUGUGCUAGAGAGGAAUAAGGAAACAGCUUAAGGGACUUGCAGUUGUUCCGCGGCUUACAGCACACAUCUCAUUGGAGCAGAAAAAAUGCCAGUAACCAAAGGCAAGCUAGAUAAGUGUGACCAGUCAAGACUGGACCAAAAUUACUCAUUUCUGUUAGGCAAUCUGGAUGCAACAUAUAUGAUGGACCUUUUAAUUGAUCGUGGAAUUUUCGAUAUAACGGACAGUGAAAUUAUCAGAAGUAAGCCAACAACUAAUGACAGAAACAGGACACUGUUGGAUAUUCUGUACAAUUCUGGACCAGCAGCAUAUGGUGUGUUCAGGGAUAUAUUAAAGAAAGACAGUGCUUUUAUUGUACAAAAACUUGAUGAUACUGAACUUGUUACUAAAGAUAAUAGAAGUCAAGGACAAAUAUUGAAAGAUGAGCUCACAGACCAUCAGAAGGCACAUCGACUGACAGAGCUGGAUCUCCUCUUCUUUUCCAAAUCGUUUUCGACAGCGAUUAUGUCUGUCGCAGCUGGAUUAAAUAUCAGUCAGAUGGAGGUACAACAAAUUCAGUUAUCUAAUCAAUACGGUGGUACACUUAACCACAAUCAGUCCAUGUUGAUCAAGUGGAGAAACAAGACGGGUAGAGCUGCGACAUUAUUGGCCAUUUUGGAGGCUUUUGUUAAAGCGGAGGAAGUUGGCGGUGAAAUUGACUGGAGCAUUGUUGAAACAGGCGUUAAACGAAUACAAUGACAAGAUGUUGAAUGUAAUAAUAAUCCUGUAAGAUUAGGUUGGAUCCAUAUUUUAAUUGAUAAUACUUAAUACAUGUUCAUAUUCUUUUCUUGGAAAUAGAAUCUUUGUAAACGACAACUUUUAACAAAUAUAGAGCCUACAUAUUUGAUAUGGUGGAUAAAAAGGUCAUUUUACCCUUUUUGUAUUUCUUGUGUCGCUUGAGAAAAAAGCAACAUGUGAAAGAAAACAGCGAAAAUUAAAAAAUCUCAUUCAGAAUUAUCACAACUUCACAAGCCAAGGGUAUUCAAUAUGAUAUUCUCCUCUUUUGAGAAGUAGAGUAUAGUAUUGAAAUCCUUGGCUAGCGAAGUUGGAAUGAUCCAAGUGGCACACGAUCCUUAGGCAAUAGCAUGCUGGCAUGAAGGGAUAACAAGGUUGUUUAAAGGAAUAAAUGUCAUCUGUUUUAUUUUUUUGGUCAUUGGAUUAAAUAUAUUCAGAAUCAAACAAUUUCUGAAUAAUAUAAUAUGGUAUAAGCAUGGGUAUCCAAUGACUAUUUUUAAAGGUUCAGAGAGAUAAUUAUGUUAUAAUCUUUCAAUGAGGAUUCACGAUAAGUAGAGUGUUUACAAAUUGUUCCAGCAGACGUAUACCUGUUGACACGGAUGAUUUACCCAGACUUUAUUUCUCCACCUGGUGAGAAAAACGUCCAGAUUACUGCGUGAAUUUUACUCAAAAAUUGUUACGGAUAUCCAUUCCCGGACAUUUCCAUCCGGAUUGUGAGUUUUCCGGACUAUCAAUGUCCAGAUUAUCAAAAGUCCCGUACUGUACUGUGAAGAAAACACCGCUGAUGUUUGAUGUAUUUAAAAUCAAUUUUACAUUGGGUCUCGAUGGUAGCCAACAUAAUGAAGCGAGUAGUAGUAGAGUGAUUCAGGCCCAUUGGACCUCUUAUUUCUCUUUUGGUCAUUAGUGAUACAAAGUUGUCUUCAAUAUUAUAUAUACAUUAUAUGUAUAUAUACCUGGUAUAUGUAUAUGCAGCUUGUUUGUUCCUGGUACCGUAUAUGUUUAUGAAGAUUUUGUUCAUUAACCUUGAUUUUAUUUUUGAUGAAUUUCUCAUUUUAGUUUUGGAGAUGAGAUUAUAUAAGAGAAGUGAUAAUUGAAUGUGUCCUUUUCAGAUUCAACUUACAGAUAUGUGAUAAUUUUGUUGGGAUUGUUUGUUUUUCUAAAUUUGAUUUAGAAACAUUACUGAGCACUUAUAGAAGGACGAUUCGUAUCUGGAUGUAUGAUUCUAUCAUGAGGAAUACUGAGAGGCUAAUUUUGAUCAAUUGGUAUCUCCGAUACAUCCAUUUCUAUGUACACAUUCAAUUCAUGCUU
Molecule: messenger RNA, 2398 nt
Organism: Pecten maximus
Lineage: Eukaryota; Metazoa; Mollusca; Bivalvia; Pectinida; Pectinidae
Exons: 3
Coding region: 404-1054 (216 amino acids)
Biological process (GO): signal transduction; regulation of apoptotic process
Molecular function (GO): death domain binding; protease binding
Source: RefSeq, a predicted model, not a curated record